AUUAACUCCCAAUAUUGGAUCGAUAUCCUCCAAGGUGGCCCCUGUAGGCCCCCUGGGGCCCUCAAGAGGGCCCCAAGAAGGCCCAAACAGGGCACCAAGGCCAUCAAACAAUGGGGCCCCAACACGGCCCAUGCAAGCUGCCAAAAGGCUCCCGUAUCGAAAGAUCCGCGAAGGCUAUUAUGAUUUACUUCUGGCCCUGCUCAAGCAGAUCCGGAUCUUGUAAUUGGCGGCUGCCCCGCCCUCUCUGUUCCGGAGGGGCUGAUGGAGGAGUGCGCGAAGCGGCAAGGAUAGCUCUAGUUGACUUCGCUGGGCGAUUGUGCCAUCGACGCCCGAACUAAAACACACGCUGUGUCAAAGUCGAUGGUCAUGGGCACGCGGGGCAACGGGCAAGCACCUUCCGCCACGCCGCGGCCGCCGCUCAGCAGCUGGGCAAGCUCAGCGUCUGCUGCUUCGUCCGACGCCGUCGAGCUGCUGCCCGCCACGUACCCGUCCUCGGCGGAGCUCGCCGCGGAAAGACUCUCCUUCUCCUCGUACUCGUCGGUGAGCGAACCGCUGUCGGAGGACACGCACAGCUCCUCCAUGUCGGGCUCGGGCUCGAUGCUUGCCCGCCGAACUGGCGCGACCGGCUUGGGCGCGGGCUUCGGCGCAAUCGGAGGCCGGCCCUUGCCGACGCGCGCGCCCCUUCGCGGCUGCACUGCGGGGGCCUCUGGCGACGCGGCGCGCGGCGGGUCCACGUGCCGGCCAGCAGCUGGUGGUGGCCAGCAGCCAGCGGCAACUGCCAGCAGCAAGCGGCCUCGGGUCCCUGGGCGUCUUGGCACGGGCAAUGGCGCACGGGCAAAGAGCGAUCGCACGUUGCAGCCAGGCCCCCGCGACUGGCGCCUCGCCUCCCGCGGGCGCCCCGUCAAGCGGGCAGGUGUCCCGCCCGAUAGCGGUCCCCAUUGCGGCCAAGGUCGAGCCAGGCCUGCUAUGGAGUGCGAAGGAUCUCACUGCGCGCGUUUCUCGCGCGCGCGCGCUCAAUGUCCAUCUGUCUUGGAGCCGAGAAUAUAGCGCAGAAGAUCGGACGUGCCUGAAUAAUCCGACAACGCGUAUUUCGAAACAGCCACGGCCGUG
Molecule: messenger RNA, 1110 nt
Organism: Prorocentrum cordatum
Lineage: Eukaryota; Dinophyceae; Prorocentrales; Prorocentraceae
Source: the annotation of a GenBank genome assembly